Messenger RNA from Pomacea canaliculata, 6330 nucleotides. RefSeq names its product thyroid adenoma-associated protein homolog. Lineage: Eukaryota; Metazoa; Mollusca; Gastropoda; Architaenioglossa; Ampullariidae. The record is from RefSeq and is a predicted model, not a curated record. Gene Ontology annotation, biological process: tRNA methylation. The transcript has 39 exons. The coding region runs from base 79 to 6198 and encodes 2039 amino acids. Gene Ontology annotation, cellular component: cytosol.
GUUCUGUAAUAUGGCGCUCUCCAUGCGGCUGUAAACAUUGCUGCAUGUUCGAUAUUCAGCAGUGCUGGUAGCUAAGCUAUGGCCACUUUAACAGAUAAACUGAAAGUGGAACUUGAAGAUUAUGUCUCGAAGUGCUCCCUUGAUGACGAUCUUCGGAUGAGAAUCAAAGUGUUAUGUGAAACAGAUAUUAAUAAUUCAAAACAGUAUAUUUGUUUAUUGAAGGAGAUUUUACAAGCAGUACCAUUUGCAAAUGACUGUUUAUUAAAAAUGGUGGUUUCACUAUACCUCAGUUUAGAUCCUAAACAUCCUGCCAAGAAAUGUUUAUCUAGUUUUUUUCAGAAUCUCCAGCUAGCAGAGAAAGCAAAAGUUCAUCAGUUCUUGUGUCAGCUUAUGAGUGAUUCAUUUGUUGAUGUAUUUUCCAAUGUUACUAUUCCACUAUCUGCAGUCCGCCAGAUAGUGAACAAUGUGACUUCUCUCAUGGAUAACUUCCCUUUAGGUGAAGAUUGCAUCACAAGUAUCUCCUCUUCAGUGGUGGUGUUUCUUGCAAAAGCUCAGUUUUACUUCUUUCAAAUGUUCAGGAUGCCAGAUCAGUCAGCAGUGAUGAUGAACAGCACAAUGCACAGCUGUCAUGUCACCAUGCAGGCACUGAAUCGACUUUUUCAGAGGCAUGCGCCUCAGCAAGAAGAGAUAAUGAGUCUGCAAAGUUCAGCUUUUAGGGAAUUGAUUUCUGCAGACCUCCAGAUCUUACUGCAUGAGCCAAUGAUGGCUGACUGUCGAUGCUGCUGUGCCAUUAAUCUGGUGCUCCUUUUGUCUUUAUCGGUCCCAAAUUUGUUGGUUGAGGUAACCUGUGCAUUGUUUACAUGUGGAGAUAAAAACAUUGAGCUACCACCAUGGCUGCAGGGCAUUGACCUGCUGCAAAUUAACAUGGCAAAGUUGUCUUCAAUGGCAGCACUGUGCAUGUUGUGGGGUUUGAUAUCCAUGCUCCCAUCAGAAAUAAUGGUUUUAGAGGUUGAUUCCCAGGAUGAAACACCUCUCUUUGAAGUGAUACUGAAAAAGCUGCUGGAGCUGGAUGAGAGAUGUGUGAGCAUGAGCACUCAAGCACAAGCUGUGAAGACAGUUACUUUAUGGACCACACGGAUGUAUUGUUAUUUACAAACUGGACAAAUCAAGGAAAGAGAAAAAUUUAAAAUGAGUGGCAGUGGUUCAGUGACACGCCAGCUUCUCAAUUUUGUUUGGACACAUUGGCAGGAUCAGCUGGAAAUUGUUCGUCUCAACUCAAGGAUCACAUUUGAAAAUUGCAUAAAAAUCCAUAUGCUGGCAUCUACAUUUGACAACCCAUCUAGUGAUCCAUUUCUUCUGUCCAUGCUUAAGCAAGUUUUGGAUGUUAGCUGGUGCAAUCCAAGCAAGUUUGGAGUUUUAGGUAGUCUUGUCCAGUGCAUGGGGUCAGCGCCUGUUCUUCAAGCUCAUGCCAACUUCCCAUUAACUCUGGUUCAACAGAUACAAGAUCAAGGUUUUGCAUGCCAGGUCAGUGAUUUAUAUGAAAGGAUGAUGAAAGCUGACAAGGUCACCAGAUGUCAGCCAGAAGAUGAGACCACUACUAAAAACUGGCUCCAAGAGUGGAUCAGUCCAGUGAUAUCUGGACUAUGCGGGUCAAACAAAAAGCUGAAGCAACACAUUAUAGAGUAUUUAUUGCCCAGAAUUCUCAAGUGUGAAAAGAGUGUUUUGAAGUUUCUACUUUGUGAAUUGGCUGUUUCCGGGAAACAAGAUGGUAGACAUAGUGGUGGAUCUCUUGGGGCUCUGAUUAUUUGUAUGCGAAGAGCCCGAACAGGAGGCUUGCUGGCUUGGCCCCAGUGUGGUCUGGACAGUGUGUCAACUUUUGCAGACAGAGUUCGUGAUGCACUUGGCAGUCAAGAUGAGCAGGUGAGACUGGAUGCAUUUGCCCUACUGUGUGAAAACAAGAAGACGACAGAGUUGAUUAGUCAACUGGAAUUUGAUCAUGUGCAGUACUUCAUCCCCCACAAUCUCAACAACCAGUCACCUGCUUUCAGACAGUCUGUCCUAUCUUCCUUAAGAAAGUUAUUUACCAGAAUUAUUGAAAGCUAUGGUGCACUUCUGCGCAACAAGAAACCUGACACGGUGCAAAGAAAGCCAUGGAAGGAUGCAGCUGCAAGCUAUAAUUCAUUUUUAGCCUGGCUGGAGGAGUAUUUAUUUGAGCAGCUGUACCCUGGUGCUGCCUUUGCUCGUCGUAUGAUGAGCUUAUCCGUUUUGUCACUUCUGCUUCAAGAGAUUCAAACAUCAGAGACUGUUAGAGACAGCUACCAGCUACUCAGAAGAGUAACUCUUCACCAUCUUCACUCACUGCUGGAGUGUAUGACUGACACUUAUGAAGAGAACAAGCAUGAGGCAUUUAAACUGCUGCUGGCUUGUACUAAUAAACACAGGAAUUUGUUGACUGAAGAACAUUGCAAGGAAUUGUACUCCUGUGCCAUGAAUCUUGCUACAAGCACCAGGCCUCAAGACAGCAGUACAGCUGCCUACCUGUUUCGCUUUUUGCUGCAGCAGUCGUGUAUUUCAAGUGUGAUCAAGGGACAUAAGCUUGAGCUACAGAACCCUGCUUGCAUCAAGAAACUGUUGCAAGAAAAGUCUUGUCCUCAGAAAAGAGACCCAGACCCCUCAUAUGAUACCUGCACCAAUGGAGGCCUGAGUGAGGCAGCACCUUACAUUUUAUUCAACAUUCAGAAUCCAUUGUUAUUAGACUGCACUGCACAACAUGGUGGAAAACAUAGUGCACCUUUAUCAAAAUCAGAAGCAGCUGAAUGUACUGUACAGGAAAAUCAUCUACGUGCACAAGAACUGGUUCUUGAUACUGUGAGUGGUGUGUGGCUUUCGGCCAGCAACAUUGAAGUCCCAACAGUGCUGCAUCAGCUGCAGGUGUUGCUGUCACUUCUGGUUGACCAAGUAGUAAUUGCUCGGCACAGUCUGGUAGUGGCAGCUGCCAGCCGCCCCAUGCAUCCCACCCUUCACAGUAUCCGCUGCAUCCUUAGCACACUUGAUCUUGGGUCAGUGGAUGAAAGAUGCAGAGCUUUGUGGGCAGAGUUCAUCCACUGUCUGCUUCAAACCUGCUUUCAGGUGGCAGAGGUAGUGUCCCCUGUGGUGCAAAACUCAUCACCUGAGGGAAACAUACCCCAGGAAGCCAUUUUAGGUCCAGGUCUAAAUUUUGAUGUAAAAAUAAUAGCUGAAGUCGAGGAUGUUCAGCAGACUGUCUCCCUUAUGCCUGAGUACCUUGUAGUGUGUAGCUGGCGCAGCAUAAAAGAAGUGUCCUUACUGCUGGGACAGUUGUGUCUCAGUUUGCCUGUAACUCAGCCUGGGGUUAAUCAGGGAUUGCUUUCUUUACGACAGGUGGAGGACAUAGGCUUUUACUUUAAGAAACAGCUAAUGGAGUCGCUACACCGUGGUGCCUUUGAGCUGGCAUAUGCGGGCUUUGUCAUGAUGUGUCAGAUGCUAUGGAGAAGUUCAUGGAGCCAAUUGCAGCAGCUACCUAAACAAUGGCUAAGAGAUGUCAUGGCAGUUGUUGUGGCGGAGGAUCGUUCAGCAGCUUUGUGUGCCACUCGGAGGAGUGCUGGAAUCCCUUUCUUCUUGCAGGCUAUACUUGCGACAGAGUCUCCUGCCACAGGUCGACUAAGUUUCCAUCAGGUCAUGAGGCAACUGCUGGAUGUUGCAUUUUCUUCAUUAACCCUCCAUCCCAGCAGAACAGACACAUGUGUUCAUGCUUUAAACAUCUUACGAGCAUUGUUCCGAGACACCCGGCUGGGAGAGGAUGUGGCGUCUUACAUUUCAGAAGGUCUGAUGGCAGCUGUCAGGGGCUUCAAAUCACAGUACUGGGAGAUCCGCAACUCUGCAACUCUCCUACUAAGUGCUCUCAUCACUCGCAUGUUUGGUGUUAAGCGUAACAAGGAUGAUAGUGUGAUAUCUAAAAGGAACAGUCAGACAGGUCGGGCUUUCUUCUACAAGUAUCCAGCUCUUUUUCAGUUCUUGUUAACGGAAUUGGAGACAGCUACACAAAGUGCUGCAAAGACUGGACAGCUGCAUUUGCGUCCAUCACUGUACCCUGUACUAAUGGUGCUGGGACACCUUUACCCAUCCACCAUGGAAGAAGACUCCACUCACCUUAACCUGGCAGCAUUUGUCCCACACGUCAUCAAAUGUGCCAGCAGCCCUGUGUACAAGACACGUAUUAUGGCCGCUAGAGCACUGCAACCCUUGGUCAACAAAGAACAAAUGUGUAAGGUGCUGACAACAUUACUGAGUUAUCUCCCUAAAUGCCCUGAGGAGAAGCUGAGGAUUUCACAGAGUCAUCUGCAUGGUGUUCUCCUGCAGGUGCAUCAUCUCCUCCUGCUGCUGCCUGACGUGAGUGGUGGUCUGUUACAUGAAGCCUGUGAUGUGUGCCUUGCUGGGCUGGGAGCCUGUUCCUGGCUUGUGACAAGAGAGAAUAAAUGCCUGUUAACCAGGAAGGUGGCCAUGGAGGUUCUUAACCUGGUUUUAUCCCACGCAGAAGUCAUUAAAAUGAGCUUUUCUGCACGUGAUGUAGAUAUGUUCAAUACUAUCAAAUGUCUUUUCCUGACUACCUUGCGGUCAGAGGUGAAGAAGGCAUCAGAGUACAGUCUUUACACCCCCUCUCUUCCAGAUUUUCUUAGUUGCAUGGGAUUGCUGGCCAUGAAGUGGCUUGUCUUAGAAGUCAGCAGCAGCAUGAAUGAAGAUGACUCAGAAAGCGUCAUCUUAGAUUUAUUAAACUUUGAUGCCUAUGAAGUCCACAUAUCUGUACUAGACUCAUUGUUGGCAAGUUCAGGAAAAGCCAAAAUGUUGAAAACAAACCUGGCACAGACUCUAGACAGAAAAGAAGACAUUAGUAGGCUCUCAGAAUCUCAGGAUACUGAUGGCUUAGCUGCUGAUUAUUUUGCUGAUAAUGGGAAGACAACUUACAUAUGCCAAGAAAAUGAGGAAGAUAAAAUUACUGGUAGCAUCCUGACAGAAGCUGUAGUGCAUCAGCUGCUGCGCAUGGGACUGCAGGCUGAAGGACAUCCGGCAACUUUGAUCAAGGUGUUCCAGGUACUCUUGUCUGUUCCUGAUAUUAGCCAGUACACCAGUGAUGAGAACUUGAUUGAUGUAUUUGAUAGCCUUUUGCUCAAAAUAGAUGUACAGAAAAGGUCAGACGUCAAGGCAUCAGUAAUGAAAUUCUGCGGCAGCCUUCUACCUUACUUGCUGAAAAAAAUGCAGGGCUCCACCGAAAGAGUGAGAAGUCUUCUUUGUAAACUGAAAGACAUUCUCAUGAUGUGGUGUCAGGCAGAACAACCAGAAGAGCUUCAGCUGGCCUGUGCUCACAUUCUGUGCAGUCAUGCAUCAUCUCUGUUGCUAGACAAGGAUAGGUGUUUAGGAACCCUUGUCUUUGACUUCUGGACUAUGGUGGUAUACUUGCUUCAAGCAGAUGACCUUGAAGUAAAAGAAGUUAUGGCCAGUGUAACAGCAGAGCCAUCUCUAUCACAAAGGGAAGGUGGCAGUCAUCCUGAGCAAGCUCUUCUUGAGGUGGUCAAUGCAAUGUUUGCACUUCAUGGCCACAUAUAUGAGCUGCACUGCGUGUCAACAGUUCUCGACUGGCUUCACAAACUUUUUGCUCGUGUCAGACUGUGUAAUUAUGAGGAUUCUACUCAGCGUCUUUUUGACAAAGGAGAGCUGAACAGUUUUCAAGAUGAAAUUUGCUUUGCCAGGAUCAUAUCAAGAACUGUGGAAGCCUGGUCUGUGCAAGCUCACAAAGAGGGCUUGCCAGAGAAACUGCAUGCAAAAAAUGAAGCUUGCCAACUGCAGACCAAGAAUCUUGCAGUUGAUCCUGAGGCGAGUAAGUUAGCCCUGACAGCAUUAACUGAUGCUAUUUCAGAAAUAACAUCAAAUAUUUCCAGGACCAAGGAUAUUUCCACAAGAAUCUUGUAUCUAGAAACAUCUCUGUACAAUGAACAGGUGCAGUCACUGAUCCAUGCUGCAGUGGUGGCACAUAUUAUAAAGUCAGUUUUCAUAAUUGGAAGACUCAGAGGUUGUCACCCCGAAGUGGAACUGGCAUAUGAACUAUUACUGCAAAGAGUCAAAAUGUGUUCAGAUACAAUAGAAGUGUCUAACUGCCUUUUGAAGAAAGUUCUGGAAGAAAUAUGACACUGUAAAAGUUUAUUAUGUCAGGCCAACUGCUGUGUGUUUCUGUCUGGUCAGAUGUUCAUAAAUGCUGCUCAUGAAGGGCCUUCAAAACUGUACAGAAAUGAUUUAAAUAAAAGAAAUAUAUACUAUGUA